UUUCAGAGAAUCAAUUUUUACGAAUUGCGCAUUUCACGUUGAAUGUUAUUCUUUUAUUAACUUGAUUUAUGAUUCAUACAAAUCUUGUUAUUUGUAUUUAAAUUUGUAAUUUAUAUUAUUGCUCUACUAUUAAUUUUAUGAAUUACGUAACGACUGUAGUUAUGACAUUUUCCUUGAUAGUAAGGAUAUUUUCAAUAGUAUUCUGAUAUAGAAAUACUACAAAUUAAUCGUUAUCCACAGUGACCGAUGUUCGACCCCGUGUCCAGUACGUAUACUUAUCUAUUGGCCGACAUCAACGAUAAGACCGCGAUUUUAAUCGACCCGGUCAUCGAAUGGGCAGAACGAGAUAAAACCAUUAUUCAGGAAUUGGGAUUAACGUUAAAAUAUGCUAUAAAUACGCAUAUGCACGCUGAUCAUAUCACCGGAACAGGAAAGUUGAAGAGUUUGUUACCUGGUUGCCAGUCAAUGAUAUCACGUAGCAGCGGCGCUAAGGCUGAUAUACUCUUGAAUCCGGAUGACCAAAUAAGCUUUGGCAAGCAUAAUUUACUGGUGUUGCCUACUCCCGGACACACCGAAGGUUGCGUUACCUACGUAUGCUACGAACAAGGUAUAGCAUUCACAGGCGAUACUUUGUUGAUACGCGGAUGUGGACGAACAGAUUUCCAGGGUGGCUCGGCGGAAGUCUUGUACAAUUCAGUUCAUUCGAAAAUCUUCACGUUGCCAGCAAAUUUCAGACUGUAUCCUGCCCACGAUUAUUCUGGUAGAACAGUAACCACGGUGGCCGAGGAGAAGGCCUUUAAUCCUAGAUUAUCCAAAUCCCUAAAUGAAUUUGUCGACAUAAUGAACAACCUUAAUCUGGCGUACCCAAAAAUGAUCGACAAAGCUGUACCGGCGAACAAAGUUUGCGGUCUAUACGAAGUUGCCAAGGAACAGAAACCAUGAAGAGACGAACUGGCUGAUAUUUUUACGUUCAUCGAUCGGCUUGUUGUUAAUUCGAUUUGGUCGUUUUGCGUACGAUAAUAGCGCAUAAUAUAGAAGAAUAUCGCUUGUAAUAGUAAUAUAGAAGUAAGAGUAAUAUAGAAGUAAGAGUAAUAUAGAGGAGUAGCGCAUAGUAUAGAAGAGUAAUAUGGAAGAGUAAAAAUAAAAGUAACAAUCUAAAAGCGAAACGAGGUGGCCCAUCGUUGUUAAUUAACACCCUCGACCUGUUUAAUUUUGAAAUUUGCGCUAGUAUUAAAAUUAAAAUUAAAAUUCCGCGUAAAGAAACGCAACGUCAUUUCCAACCCUUUUGUUCUCGUUAAACGCUAUGGCCACGUCUUCUAAAUAACGUAUGCUAAAUUUUAUACACUAAUUAAAUUUCCACCCGUGCACAGCGCAGGUACCCUGAACUCGACGCAUAAUUAUAAUUCAAAAUAAUUCCAACCGUAUUUAUCGCACCGUACCAACCGAGCGUGUUCUUAUUUCUCGACCGAAUCAGCCAUAGUUCUACCGUAAACGCGUUAUCGUAACGUGCUAUCUUGUACAAAGGAGAUUUUACAUUAGCAUAGGUAAAUACGUUGAAAGAAUUAAUCGGCGUGCGAAAGUGGAUAUCAGCGGCGAUGAAAAGAUAGCGCUGGUUAAAAUUUCGCCGAUUUUACGACGUCCCAUCCACUCAGCUACUUUGACGUUUAUAGGUGGGCUGAUUUUCUGAAGCACGCGAAACGAAACGUAAGACGGUAAUAGAGAUGGAGGCUGCUGUAAUCGGGUAGUUUAAACGGGCUGUCUUGUCGAAACUCGGGACGAAGAGACCCCCAUGGUGUGCCGCUGGUUUCUACUGCAUAGCUGAGGGUUGAAAUCGAUACCGUUUCCAGGGUAACCGGUGGGUACGGUGGCCGACACACGGGCAAAGGUAUGGGCCAAGGCUAUCUGCUCGUGCGUUUUCAUGCUCUUCUGAAAAAAAAAAAAAAGAGGAGGAAGAAACGGACAGAGACGGUUAGCGGGGCGAGGAGGAAGAAAAACAGACGAAGCCACGCGGAAUGUGUAAUUUCUCUGGGUCCGAUGGCUUAGACGGAAAAUAGAGAGAAGUCGAACGCACGGGGUAUGCGGUUGGUUAACAAAAAUGAAAUGUCAAGAGACGUUAAGGCGUACAUACCUACGUGCACGCUUCUCUAAACCGUAAAAACGACAAGAGCCGGGAAGCGAGCGGAUGCAACGAAACAGUGUUGGCAAUUCGUCCGGUUUAAAGACUCGUUGAUGUGCAGAUAUAUAUGCCGCUCACGAUAUUUCAUUCUGUACCGUUUGAUUUUGUCUUCGUGUAACUCGUCGUUCCUCUUGGCCUCGCCUUCAUUACGCAUUAUAGACGUAUGAAAGUAUUAGAGACGAAUAUAAACGAUGUCAUAGCGUUGUAUAUUACACUUUGUGUAUUAAUAGGGCUAUUACGGGCGCGUAUUAGCGACGAUAUUAUGUAAAUGUACAGUAAAAAGGUAGUAGCCCCUGAAACGUUACAACUCUAUCGUCUUUAACGUUUGGAUGUUCAUCGGCGGAUACAUAAUUCGAAUCGAAUCGCUUCUUUUUUAGUCGCACCCAUUUCUCAGCAUAAUUAACCACUAUCGUAGCGUACAAUUGCAUUAGAUUGAUUUAUACGUUAUAUCGUACUAGGCUAGCCUGCUAUCGGCUGAUCGUAGGUACGUCAUGACAAUAUUUAUAUCAACAAUAUUUAUAAUGGACAUGCUAUUUGUGACAAAUGUCGAUUACAUUGCUGCACUAGAUCGUUGCGGGUGGAUUAGCUGCAGAAAGUUCGCGUCAAACUGAAUCAUUGCUUCGUGUUUUAACGCAUUAACUACUACUAACCUGAUGUUACGUGUUUCUACAGUUAAGGCUGGAUAGAUCAAUUAUCGACGAAAUCAACAAAGGAGAAUUUUUUCUAUCAUUCGAAUUAAAUAAAAAUAGGCGAUAAUAGACGACAGUAUGUGAAAGCAAACUUUUCAAAUUCUUCAGUAACGCGCAAUUUCUCCAAAUCGUCAAACUGAUCGACCGACCUUAAAAAUAUUCGACGAUGUUUCCUUUCAAUCAUGCGCAUGUAUAGCGAGCGCGGAUACCACGUUUAUUCUGGUUUCCUCUUUUUUUUCCCUGUUUGAAAUCGAAACCCGAGGUGUCAGGCGACUGCGACGGAUGACGCGCCAAAUUCUGUCAUCGCUCGGUAUUAGCCAGUUCUCUAUUCGUUGGCUGGACGAUUCGGUUCACCGUAUUAAAUACUUGAAACGCUUGAAAUAUAGACGGAUUGAAUUUAUGGUUUAACCGAAUAUUUAUGCAAUUAUGCGUUGUUAAUCGUACACCGUAUUCGGAAUGGUAAUGAGUACUGUACGAUUCGGUCAAUAUUUAUUACAUAUGUUAAAACGCGAUUAUUAUUCGAUGAUACUAAUGUUAUCAAUUUAAUCUUAUUAAAUUUUAACGAUACGUGGAUAUCUUAAUUAUAGUGUAAAUUACUUUCGCGAUAUAUCGAUUCGGCAUUUCAGUUUCUUCUUAUUUUGUACAUUUCAUCGACGUUGUAAAUUUUUAUUGAAAAAAAGAAAAAAAGAAAGGGGAGAAA
Bombus huntii is the source of this 3565-nucleotide messenger RNA. Its product is annotated as persulfide dioxygenase ETHE1, mitochondrial. Gene Ontology annotation, molecular function: sulfur dioxygenase activity. The record is from RefSeq and is a predicted model, not a curated record. Gene Ontology annotation, biological process: hydrogen sulfide metabolic process; glutathione metabolic process. Bases 247 to 942 code for a protein of 231 amino acids. The transcript has 6 exons. Lineage: Eukaryota; Metazoa; Arthropoda; Insecta; Hymenoptera; Apidae.